UCUAACUCUAUCUAACAUCAUACCAUUAUUUACUACUCCAUAUUCCAUCACCAGCCGCAAAUACGAGUAGAAGAUCUUCGACGAUGAGAAAGAAACUUGUCGGGAAAUAUGAACUCGGAAAAAUACUUGGCCAAGGAAACUUCGCUAAGGUUAAGUUAGCUCGAAACAUUGAAACCAAUGAGCUUGUGGCCAUUAAGAUUCUUAAUCGUGAUCAAGUCCUUCAACAUAAAAUGGUUGAACAGAUAAAGAGAGAAAUAUCUACAAUGAAGGUGAUCAAGCAUUCCAAUGUGGUGAAACUCUAUGAGGUCAUAGCAAGCAAAACAAAGAUCUACAUUGUUCUAGAAUUGGUUGAUGGAGGCGAGUUCUUUGAUAUCAUAGCCAAAAAUGGAAGACUAAAAGAAGAGGAAGCCAGGAAGUAUUUUCAGCAGCUAAUUGAUGCUGUUGAUUUUUGCCACAGCAGAGGUGUAUACCAUAGGGAUCUCAAGCUUGAUAAUCUACUUGUAGACUCUUGUGGUGUUUUGAAAGUUGCUGAUUUUGGAUUAAGUACGUUUUCUCAGCAAGUACGUGAAGAUGGACUACUUCACACUGCUUGUGGAACUCCUAAUUAUGUUGCUCCUGAGGUAUUUACUGAUAAGGGUUACGACGGUACAGCAGCCGACGUAUGGUCUUGUGGUAUCAUUCUCUUUGUACUUUUGGCUGGAUACUUUCCUUUUGACGACGAAAACCUCAUAAAUCUACACAAUCAAAUUCUAAAUGGUGAGUUUAUAGUACCUCCAUGGCUUUCAUUUGGUGCUAAGAGGUUGAUCAGAUGUAUUCUUGACCCUAAUCCUCUAACUAGGAUGACAAUCUCAGAAAUUAUGGAAGAUGAUUGGUUUAAAAAAGAUUAUAAUCCGCCAUGUUUUGAUGUUGAAGAGGAUGUUAAGUUCGAUGACAUAGAUGUUGCAUUCAAUAAUUCAGAGGAAAACCUUAUUACAAAAGGAUGGACGAAACCUGUACCAAUGAAUGCGUUUGAACUUAUUUCUGGGUCACAGUCUUUCAAUCUUGAAAGCCUUUUUCUUAUGGAACCUGUACCGGGUGUUAUAAAGCAAGAAACACGUUUUACUUCUCAGAGCACUGCAAAUGAAAUCAUGUCCAAGAUUGAAGAAGCUGCAAACUCCCUUAAUUUUACUGUUGUUAAGCAAAACUACAAGAUAAAGCUACAGGGUUAUACAAGUGGGAGAAAGGGCUGUUUUUCGGUGAUUAUAGAGGUGUUUGAAGUGGCUCAAUCUUUUCACGUAGUCGAGUUGCGAAAUAUUGGAGGAGAUACAUUAGAGUUUCACAAGUUCUUCGAGAAAGUUUCACUAGGACUGAAAGAUGCUAUAUAGAAGGAAUGAUAUAUUUGAUGAAGAUUCUACAGAACUUAGCAAGCAGGAGUACCAAUUAUUAUUUCAUCAUCAUCAUGCCAGUGUAUCCCGUUUAUAGAAAAAUUAUGAUCAGAGUAUAGAGAAGGAAAAAAGACGGCAACUCAUACGCAUAAAGGAGAGUGUAGUAAAAAAGUCCCUCGACUCAAGAAAAAGUACCAAUGAUUAUUUGAACUAUGUAAUUGAACAUCACUACAUUAACAAUGCUUAAUUGCC
Molecule: messenger RNA, 1616 nt
Organism: Amaranthus tricolor (Joseph's coat)
Lineage: Eukaryota; Viridiplantae; Streptophyta; Magnoliopsida; Caryophyllales; Amaranthaceae
Product: CBL-interacting serine/threonine-protein kinase 9-like
Exons: 14
Coding region: 84-1364 (426 amino acids)
Biological process (GO): signal transduction; protein phosphorylation
Molecular function (GO): protein kinase activity; ATP binding
Source: RefSeq, a predicted model, not a curated record